AUGUCUGAUCAAGAACAAGCAGUUGGUCCUGCUUUUGCUAUGGCUUUAGGUGGUUUGUUUAGCUGUGUUGCACAACAACUUCGUGUUGAUAUUGAAUUCAAUGGAGAAUAUAGAAUUACUCAUGUUCAUUCAAAAUAUCAACAUGAACCUAAACAAUUACCUGCAAAGAAUAUAACAUUUAAAUUACAUGACUUGAAUGCCGAUGAAAAACGAAAUCUAGUUUUUCAGUUGCAUGUGCCGAAACUGAAUACUAGUCAAAAUAUUGAAAUGACCAGUCAAGAAACCACUUUGCAAGAUGAACAAACUAUUGGACAAGUUACUGUUACCUAUGUAGAGCCAAAUAGUCGUCAAACAAUAACUACUACUCCUGUUUCCUUUCAAUUGAUUCGAACAGCUCAACCAACUGCUGAUCAACUUCAAGUCAAUUAUGAACUCGAUAUUCAACGAAAUCGAGUAGAAACGGCUCGUGAAAUUAAACGAGCAAUGGACACCAAUAAUUAUCAACAAUCACUUGCCAUCCUCAAAGCCCAAGUUGACAAAGUCAAAGCAAGUGUGUCCAGUCAAAGUCCCUUCUGUCAAUUAUUGAUAAGAGAUCUUGAAUAUCGUUAUCCAUCAGAACGUGCCUAUCGUUCGUCGCAUCAUAAUACCUACAUGCAACAUGCAUCUGAACGAGGCACAUAUGCACCAACGACCUCUUUCAGCUCUGCACAAUACCUUAACAUAUCUCAACAGCAACAAGUCAUUCAGUUUCAACAACACCAACAACAGCAGCCAUCAUUCCCUGAUGUUCAACAACAACAGCCUGCACCUUCUUCCCAGACAAAUUAA
Molecule: messenger RNA, 828 nt
Organism: Adineta steineri
Lineage: Eukaryota; Metazoa; Rotifera; Eurotatoria; Adinetida; Adinetidae
Source: the annotation of a GenBank genome assembly